ACAAAUACACGUCUGUUUUGCGCAGACUUCUCAUGUAGCACUGUUGAGUAUAUUCGAGUUAUAUCAUUAUUAACCUGUGGUAAGUUACGGCAGUUUUUACAGCACGGUGUGAGUUUGCUGUUGACGGUACUAGAAACCAUGCUAACUUGAUGCGGGUAAUUAGAGUUUAAGUUAACCCGCAGAGGACAUUAUCAUGGCUUAUAACGUUACGCAGAUACUGAAAGCGGUGCGUCGCAGUUUGCAACAAACAACGACAAAGUACGCCGUGCAGGCAUGCAAAGUCACACAGGUUCGCCUGUUCAUCCAUACACACAGGACAGUAUCACCAGAAUCAAGUCCGGCCUUCCUCACAAGACUCGCGUUUCCUUCGUCUGUUCUACCAGUGGAAGGCUGCUUCAUAUCCUCACAAAGGCGGCGGGGUAUUUCUGUCGACUCUACGGCCAAAAAUAAAAGCAGCCCCGAGGAGAGAGAUAAGUCUGUUUUCAGGUAUCAGGGUGGAAGCACAAAACCUUCAGCUACCAAAAAAGUUAAGCAAGCUGGCAGAGACUUCACCUACUUGAUAGUUGUACUCAUCGGGCUUGGAGUUACAGGUGGUCUAUUUUAUGUGGUGUUUCAGGAGCUGUUUUCUUCCUCAAGUCCAAAUAAAAUCUAUGGAAAAGCCUUUGAUAAAGUCAAGUCACACCCAGAGGUGAUUGGUGCAUUUGGAGAGCCCAUCAAGUGCUACGGAGAGACUACCCGUCGAGGAAGGAGGCAACAAGUCAGUCAUUUGGAGUACCAGAAGGAUGGACUGAAGCAUAUGAGACUGAAGUUUUACAUUGAAGGUUCUGAGCCAGGCCUCAAAGGAACUGUACAUUCAGAGUCAAAAGAGAGUCCUGAAACUGGGAAAUAUGUGUUUCGUUACAUAUUUGUGGAUGUAGACACCUACCCAAGAAGGACCAUUGUUGUGGAAGAUAACCGAUAACAUGGAAAAUGGACUGAGCCACUCAAAGGUUUAACAUCACUGACAAAAGCAAUGUCAAAUGUGAGGAACGAGUCUCUGUGAAGGUCUGUGUUAUUGAACAAAUAGCAGAGGAUGUAAAUUUUACUAUUAAAAGCUGCCAAAUGUCAGAAAUAACUUGCUUUUAUCUCAUUUAAACUUUGUUCCAACAAAGUCCUAGUCAACAUUUAGUGAGGAGCUGUGCAAAGCACAGCCUCAUUUACAGAUAUAAAUGAUCAUUCUUCUGUUGUAUUGUUUUAUAAAUCAUACAUGUGUUAUACAAGCAAGUUUGUUUUAUAUGUGUAAAAUAUGAAUGAUAGAUAAAUAAAUUGUAAGAAAAAUGUCCCAGGAGCAGACAGAUGAGAAAAACUAUCAAAAUAUUUUAGUGUAUGUGUGAGAGACACUGUGUCACUAGGACUGAGCUUUCCAUUUAGAUUAGCACAUU
Molecule: messenger RNA, 1421 nt
Organism: Monopterus albus (swamp eel)
Lineage: Eukaryota; Metazoa; Chordata; Actinopteri; Synbranchiformes; Synbranchidae
Gene: timm21
Product: translocase of inner mitochondrial membrane 21
Exons: 6
Coding region: 194-961 (255 amino acids)
Biological process (GO): protein import into mitochondrial matrix
Cellular component (GO): TIM23 mitochondrial import inner membrane translocase complex
Source: RefSeq, a predicted model, not a curated record